AUGCGGUCACGUAAAGUGAACCUCAGCACUAUGAUAUUCCUGAUGAUCCUGCAGGGGGCAGCAAUGAUGCUAUUAUUCAGCUGGUAUAUGGAGUUCAGUCACGGUGGUCAUGCACCCUCAGAUCGCAAAGUCCACGUUCUGCUGCUGUCAUCAUGGCGAUCUGGCUCCUCCUUCCUGGGUCAGGCGUUCAGUCAGCACCCGUCUGUGUUCUACCUCAUGGAGCCUGCUUGGCAUGUGUGGAACAUACUGUUUGAUAAAGGUUUGAAAGUGCUUCGUAUGGCUGUGAGGGAUCUGUUUCGUGGCAUGUUUCAGUGUGACUUCUCUGUGAUGGAGGCUUACCUACCAGAACAGCACAAUGUCUCCGCCUUGUUCAUGUGGUUUGAGAGUCGAGCCUUGUGUUCACCACCUGCCUGUCCUCUCACACCACGAAACCAGCUUAGCAACCAGACUAGGUGCAAGAAGGCAUGUGAUGCUCGGGGUCUCCAGCUGGCACAAGAUGCCUGCAGCACUUACAGCCAUGUUGUUUUAAAGGAGGUGCGAUUUUUGGAGCUAGAAUCCCUCUAUCCACUCUUGCAAGACCCUCACUUGGAUAUCCGCAUCAUUCACCUGGUUCGAGACCCCCGGGCUGUUUUGAGGUCUAGGGAAGCUGUUGCUGAAGGCCUUGCAAGAGGUAGUGCCAUCGUGUUAGAGCAAAAGAACAUCCCAACAGUUGAGUUACAAUAUAAAGUCAUGCAGGAGAUCUGCCGCAGCCACGUUCGCAUAAAUGAGAGGGCCAUCCUGAAGCCUCCACCUUUUCUUGAGGGCCGCUACAAAAUGGUCCGUUAUGAGGAUGUAGCUCGCAACCCACUCGAGGAGAUGAAUGACAUUUAUGAGUUUGUAGGUCUGGAAAUGACUCCAGAGUUGGGAGAGUGGAUCUACCAUGUGACCCACGGGAGGGGCAAAGGCAGCCAGAGAGAGGCCUUCAAGAUUACAUCAAGAAAUGCUGCUGAUGUGUCCCAGGCUUGGCGUAGCACGCUACCACAUGAAAAAGUCAAACGAAUACAGGAAGUGUGUAAGGGAGCCAUGUCAUUGCUUGGGUACAGGACAGUUGACAGUGAGGAAGAACAGAAAAGCCUGGAAAUCGACCUUCUGGUACCACGGGAACUGAUUUAA
This is a messenger RNA of Xyrichtys novacula (pearly razorfish), 1152 nucleotides long. Lineage: Eukaryota; Metazoa; Chordata; Actinopteri; Labriformes; Labridae. The record is from the annotation of a GenBank genome assembly.